Gordionus sp. m RMFG-2023 is the source of this 997-nucleotide messenger RNA. RefSeq names its product protein CDV3 homolog. Lineage: Eukaryota; Metazoa; Nematomorpha; Gordioida; Chordodea; Parachordodidae. Gene Ontology annotation, cellular component: cytoplasm. The coding region runs from base 299 to 787 and encodes 162 amino acids. The record is from RefSeq and is a predicted model, not a curated record. The transcript has 4 exons.
UUUUCCUACAAAAAUCAUUAGAUUCGCGUAAAGUUAAAGUAGCCAUUUAAAUGAAUUUAAACCUUUCUUUGAUAAUUUCUGACACUGAUGAAGAUCAUUUCAAUACGAAUAAAGACAGCAUAUCAAAUAACAUAUUAUCGUUUCAAAUAAUAUAUUCCGACCUAUAGAAUUUGCUCACAUCACAAUCAUGAAACCAAUUUCUUUAUAAAUUAAAGAAUUACCUAAAAUUCAUUAUGAUAUAAUAAAUAAUAUAAUAUUUGCAAUGUUCUAAUAUCAAUCUUUAUCAAAAUCAUACACAAUGUCUACAGAUUUAGAUGACUUUUUUGCUCGUAAGGAUAAAAGGAAAUUGGGUAAAAAAAACAAAGAAUAUAAGAUCGAAAUUGUUGAAUCAGAAAAUGAGUCCAAAAAUGAAGUAAAUGGCCAUUCUUUGCAACAUACUGAUAUUCAAAAUUCACAGGAAAGUGAUGGAGAAUGGAUCGAGGAAACACCAAUUGAAGUUGAUUUUGCAGCAUUAAAUAUCCAAAAUAUGGAAUCUUAUGUGCUUGAAAAUAUUAAUGACAAAGAAAAAGAAGAAAAUGAAAACGAGCUUGGGAAUGAAAAUAAGGAAAAGAGUAAUGCUGGAUGGAAAGUAGUGACUCAAGAAAACGAUGUCAAAAAGGAUCAAGAAGUUAUAGAAAAUGCAAAACCAGGUGUAUAUGUACCACCUAAUUUAAGAAAACAUAUAGUUCAAAGCAAAGUCUUUGUCAAUAACAAAGAAGAAUUUCCAAGUUUAAUUAGCCAAAAGUGAUAAUGAAAAAAAGAUGUGUACUUGGAAUUGAUACCCAUUGUAUUUUAAAUUAUAUAGUCAAUAACUGCAAAAUUUUUAUUUAUUAAAGUCAAAUUUAACAACAAUUAAUAUUUCUUUCUAUUAUAAAUCUUUAUAUAAAACUUGACAUUUUAUUUUGGGCUAUUUUAUGGUAUUUUAAUUUUUUAUAUAAUAUAAUAUUUGUGUUACAUU